This is a messenger RNA of Phytomonas sp. Hart1, 762 nucleotides long. NCBI's taxonomy places the organism in Eukaryota, Euglenozoa, Kinetoplastea, Trypanosomatida, Trypanosomatidae. The record is from the annotation of a GenBank genome assembly.
AUGGAGGGCAAGCGCGUCGGGAGCUUCGAGUCCCUCCACGGCGUCGUCGAGGCCGCGAUGCGGGCGGCCCUGCGGCGGAUUUUGGAGCCCAAGCGGGAGGUGAACAUCCUCCGCGACGUCGCGGCCGCGCGGGGACCCUACAGCAUCGUCUUCUGCGGGGUCAACGGGGUGGGGAAGUCGACCUCGCUCGCGAAGAUCGCCUUCUGGCUUCAGCAAAACGGCCACAACAUCCUGAUCGCCGCCGGGGAUACCUUUCGCCAUGGCGCGAUCGAGCAGUUGGAGGUGCAUGGGCGGUGUUUGGGCGUCCCGAUCUUCCAGAUGGGGUAUGGGGCGGACCCCUCCGCGGUCGCCGCCGCCGCCAUCGCGCAGGCCGCGCGGGAGCAGGUCGACGUCGUGAUGAUCGACACCGCCGGGCGGAUGCAGGACCACGAGUCCCGCAUGCGCGCCCUCGCAAAGCUGAUUCACGAUAAUCAGCCCAAUUUGGUGCUUUUUGUCGGCGAGGCCCUGGUGGGGAAUAACGGCAUUGAUCAGCUGCGGAAGUUUAACCAAUGCAUCGUCGAUUACGCGCCGGUGGGAAAGCCCAGCCGGCCGAUUGACGGGAUCAUCCUGACGAAGUUUGAUACAGUGGAUGAGAAAACGGGCGCCGCACUUUCAAUGGUGUACGAACUCGGCCAGCCGAUUGUUUUUGUGGGGGUCGGGCAAACCUAUCAGGAUUUAAAAGUCCUUGAAACCGAUGUGGUGGUGAACGCGCUAAUGUCGUAA